CUGCUUCUCCUCGUCUCUUCUCCGUAUUCGAAACCCUAGAGCUGCUGCUGUUUCUCAAUUUAGGGUUUAAGAGUCUCGAAUCACUCAGCAACGAUCUCUCACUUGCGCGGAUCAUAAAAUUCGUUUUGCUAUCGAUCCUUUUGAUUCGAUCGGUAAAUGGUGUCCGAGUCCAGAACCGGCGGUAAUCGGGUGAUGGGACCCGACGACGAAGAAGAACAGAGGAAGGUGAUUGAAUCGAUUAAAGAAAUCGUGGGAAACCACUCCGACGCAGAUAUCUACACAGCCUUGAAAGAAUCUAACAUGAGCGCCGACGAGGCUGUUCAGAAGCUGAUUCAUCAAGAUCCAUUUCACGAGGUGAAGAGAAGAAAAGACAGGAAGAAAGAGGAUGCAGUAGUAGUGGUUGAGCCUGCCAACGUAAAGAAGCCUCUUGAAAGUGUUACCAGUGAAGUGAAAAUUCGUACACAGUCUGAGCAUAAUGUUGUUCGGAGAAGAGGCUACAGUAGGAAUGUCUUCCCUAGGAACGCUGCUCCACAAAAUGCAUUUCCUAGGAAACCUCUUGAGAGUGUUACUAGUGAAGUGAAAGCUCGCACACAGCCUGAACAUAAUGUUGUUCGGAGAGGAGGCUACAGUAGGAAUGUCUUCCCUAGGAACGCUGCUCCGCGAAAUGCAUUUCCGAGAAAUCCUGCUACUGGAUCCAAGAGAGAGUUUCGUGUUGUUAGAGACAACAGGUUUAAUCCAAAUGUUGAUGGAGAGUUGAAGCAUUCCUCCGCCCAGUCUUAUGGAUCAAAUAUUAGCAAGGUAGUGGCCACUGAGAACAAAAAGGGCUCGACAGGUGGUUUAGACAAUCAUCAUUCUUCUGGGGCUCAAGGUUUUGGCCAAGAUUGUAAUGCAGCAACAGAUGUCAGACUCAGAGAUACUGAAGUUGCUCCAUUGCACCAUCCUACCAGAAAAGAACUCUCUGAUGGAAAGGAAACAUCCCGUGGAGUUACAUUGCCAUCAACCAAUUCAGUUCUUGGUGUAUAUCCGUCGUCCACAGAUCCAGUUCAUGUACCGUCUCCUGUUUCUAGAUCAUCACCUGUGGGAGCUAUUAAACGUGAAGUAAGAGGUGGAGGCUUUGGUGGAAAACCUUCUGAAAGUAUUGGUAAAGAUCCAUCUCCUGGUGCUUUGUCAAAAAUUGGGACUCCAAAUGCAUAUCGAUCAUCUUCCCCAAAUUCAAAGAUUAAUCAAGUCAGCCAAACUACUCCACGGGAGUCUGUUUUGCCCAGCGGUGUGGAAAAGAAUAGGCCUCUUUUGAACAGGCAGCGUGGGAACAGAGGAAGCCAAUAUGCUAGAACACAACAAGUUGCUGGCCAUUCAAAAGGGGUCUCACAGAACAAGGAGUGGAAGCCUAAAUCGAUUCAGAAACCCGUUGAACAUAACCCUGGAGUAAUUGGAACACCAACCAAGUCUCAGGCUCGUAGCCCUGCUGAUAAUACUAUAAACUUGGAAUCAGAGGCUGUUAAGUUGCAAGAUAAUCUUUCACAUGUUCACAUCAGUGGAACCCAGAACGUCAUCAUCGCAGAUCAUAUUCGCCUCCCAGAGACUGACCGAUGUCAGCUUACUUUUGGUAGCUUCGUUCAAGAUUUUAGUUCUUCAAUGAAUUCAGAACCUGCUGCUUUACAAGAAUCAUGCUCUUCAGAAGAACUCAGAGAAUCUGAUCGUAGUGUUUGCAGUUCGCCAAUUACUUCUCCAGAGGCUUUAGAAGAUGGUCCAGGGGUUAAGCCUAUCGAUAUUCCAUCGGAGAAACUAUUGCCGGAAGAGGAGGCUCAUAGACCUGACAAUUUGGAUGAGUACUCGGAAGUUCAAUUGCUCAAAAGUGACACUCUCGUCCCUUUCCAGCAGGCAUAUGGUAAACACGGUAGUUAUGACUUCCCGUAUUUUGGUCAGACAAUGGACGAAAACGUACGAGGACAAGGAUUACCAUCUCAGCAGCAGGAGCAGGCAUUUAGUACUCACAUGGUGAAUAACGCUCCUCCAUCUACGAUUCCCAUGUUGCAGCAACAACAACAGCAACAGGCGUCAAUGCAACAGCAACAGAUGUAUCCGCAAGUACAUGUUUCGCAUUUUCCCAGUCUCAUGCCUUACCGUCAGCUCGUCUCCCCACUCUAUGUUCCCCAGAUGCCCAUGCCAGGCUACUCAGGUAACCCAGCGGCAUAUGCACACCCUUCAAAUGGCAAUAGCUAUGUGCUGAUGCCUGGAGGUGGUUCUCAUCCCGGUUCAAAUGGUGUUAAGUAUGGCAUCCAGCAAUUCAAACCAAUACCAGGUGGUCCUGCGGGUUUCGGAACUUACAACAGUCCUAGUGGGUAUCAGAUUAGUCCUCCCAACGCCAUGGGACUUGACGAUCCAUCUCGCAUGAAAUACAAAGAUGGAAACGUUUACGUUCCUAACCCUCAGGCUGAGACUUCUGAGAUUUGGACGCAGAACCCAAGAAAUCUUUCAAACCUUCAGUCUCCUCCAUAUUACAACGUAGCUGGACAAACGCCUCAUGGUGCUUAUUUACCAUCCCAUACAUCACAUCCAUCCUUCAACGCCCCUGCAGCAGCAACACAGUCAUCUCAAAUGCAGUUCCAGGGUCUUUUCCACCCGCCACAGCCUGGUACUAUGGCAAAUCUGCACCACAUGGGACCUGGGCUUGGUGGUAAUGUCGGAGGAGUCGGGGUUGUGCCCUCUCCUCCGCCUCAACUUGGUCAUCCGAGUUGGGCAGCAAACUUCUGAAGAAAAGUCUAACCUUUCUCUACUUGUCUAAUGGAUCAUAAUAGCUGAAAGCAAAUGCUCUGUUUUUCUUUGUGAAACGGCCAAACUCUGUUUUUUUUUAAGUCAAUGAAUGCAUAAAAUGUUCCCAGCUCUCAA
Raphanus sativus (radish) is the source of this 2889-nucleotide messenger RNA. RefSeq lists its product as uncharacterized. The transcript has 9 exons. The record is from RefSeq and is a predicted model, not a curated record. NCBI's taxonomy places the organism in Eukaryota, Viridiplantae, Streptophyta, Magnoliopsida, Brassicales, Brassicaceae. Gene Ontology annotation, molecular function: protein binding. Bases 157 to 2754 code for a protein of 865 amino acids.